CUGACGAAAGGCGCUCAGGGGCGGCCCCUCACGUGACCAGCGGCGUAACGCGACGGCGCCUGUGGCUCAUUGCGGUGCGUUCGCGGCCUAGUUGCCUUUGCCGGGUUUAGAGGCGUCGCGAGGGAAAGGCCUCGUUUCCUCCGGCAGCGCUUGCGGUUACUGCUAAAAAUGUCUUUUCCGCCUCACUUGAAUCGCCCUCCUAUGGGUAUCCCAACACUUCCACCUGGAAUUCCGCCUCCACAGUUUCCAGGUUUUCCUCCGCCUGUACCUCCUGGGACACCGAUGAUUCCUGUGCCAAUGGGUAUUAUGGCUCCAGCACCAACUGUUCUGGUCCCAACUACCGUGUCAAUGGUCGGAAAGCAUAUGGGAGUUAGAAAGGAACAUCCAGGUCUAAAGAACAAGGAAAAUGAUGAAAACAGUGGUCCCACUACUACUGUUUUCGUAGGCAACAUAUCUGAAAAGGCUUCAGACAUGCUUAUACGACAGCUUCUUGCUAAAUGUGGCUUGGUUUUGAGUUGGAAGAGAGUUCAAGGAGCAUCUGGAAAACUUCAAGCCUUUGGGUUCUGCGAGUAUAAAGAGCCAGAAUCUACACUACGUGCACUCAGGCUACUACAUGAUCUCCAAAUUGGAGAAAAGAAACUACUUGUGAAAGUUGAUGCCAAGACGAAGGCUCAGCUAGAUGAAUGGAAAGCGAAGAAAAGGGCUUCCAAUGGGAACACCAGGCCAGAUACUACAACUGAUGAUGACGAAGCCCUCGAUGAAGAAGCAAAGAGAAGAGACCAGCUAAUUAAAGGGGCCAUUGAAGUGUUAAUACGGGAAUAUUCCAGCGAGCUCAAUGCCCCCUCCCAAGAGUCUGACUCUCAUCCCAGGAAGAAGAAAAAAGAAAAGAAGGAGGAUAUUUUCCGCAGAUUUCCAGUGGCCCCACUGAUACCCUAUCCACUCAUCACCAAGGAAGAUAUAAAUGCUAUUGAAAUGGAAGAAGAUAAAAGGGACCUGAUAUCCCGAGAGAUCAGUAAAUUCAGAGAUACGCACAAGAAAUUGGAGGAGGAAAAAGGCAAAAAGGAGAAAGAGAGACAAGAAAUUGAAAAAGAACGGCGUGAAAGAGAGAGGGAGCGGGAGCGUGAAAGAGAAAGAAGGGAGCGUGAAAGAGAGAGGGAGAGAGAGCGUGAAAGAGAGAAGGAAAAGGAACGGGAGCGUGAACGAGAACGCGAUAGAGAUCGGGACCGCACUAAAGACAGAGACCGGGACAGGGAAAGAGAUCGAGACAGAGACCGCGAAAGAAGCUCAGACCGAAAUAAAGAUCGGAGCAGAUCUAGAGAGAAAAGCAGAGACAGAGAAAGGGAACGAGAGAGAGAACGGGAGAGGGAACGGGAGCGAGAGAGGGAACGGGAGCGGGAAAGGGAACGAGAACAACGGGAGAGAGAGAGAGAGAAGGACAAGAAAAGGGAUAGAGAAGAGGAUGAAGAAGAUGCCUAUGAGCGGCGCAAACUGGAAAGGAAGCUCCGUGAAAAGGAAGCAGCUUAUCAAGAGCGUCUUAAAAACUGGGAGAUCAGAGAACGGAAAAAAGCUAGAGAAUAUGAAAAAGAAGCUGAGAGGGAGGAAGAAAGGCGAAGAGAAAUGGCAAAAGAAGCUAAGCGUCUAAAAGAAUUUCUAGAAGAUUAUGAUGAUGACAGAGAUGAUCCAAAAUACUACAGGGGAAGCGCUCUGCAGAAGCGAUUGCGAGAUAGGGAAAAGGAAAUGGAAGCAGAUGAAAGAGAUAGGAAAAGGGAAAAGGAAGAACUGGAAGAAAUCCGGCAACGUCUUCUUGCAGAAGGACACCCAGAUCCAGAUGCAGAGCUACAGAGGAUGGAACAAGAGGCUGAAAGGCGUCGACAGCCACAAACCAAACAGGAGCCAGAAUCUGAGGAAGAGGAGGAGGAAAAGCAAGAAAAGGAAGAGAAGAGGGAAGAACCUGAAGAAGAGGAGGAAGAGCCAGAGCAAAAGCCCUGCCUUAAACCAACCUUGCGACCCAUCAGCUCUGCCCCAUCCGUUUCAUCAGCAAGUGGCAAUGCAACUCCUAACACUCCUGGGGAUGAAUCUCCCUGUGGUAUUAUUAUCCCACAUGAAAACUCGCCAGAUCAGCAGCAGCCAGAGGAGUACAGGCCUAAAAUAGGGCUUAGCCUCAAAUUGGGUGCCUGCAAUAGUCCUAACCAGCCCAAUGCCGUGAAAAGAAAGAAACUCACUGUGGACAGUGUCUUCAAUAAGUUUGAGGAUGAAGACAGUGAUGACAUGCCUCGAAAAAGGAAACUGGUACCCCUAGAUUACGGUGAUGAAGACAAAGGCUCCUCCAAAGGCAGUGUCAAUACUGAGGAGAAGCGCAAGCACAUUAAGAGUCUAAUUGAGAAAAUUCCCACAGCCAAACCAGAACUCUUUGCUUAUCCUCUUGACUGGUCUAUUGUGGAUUCAACAUUAAUGGAACGUCGAAUUAGACCAUGGAUCAACAAGAAAAUAAUAGAAUAUAUUGGUGAAGAAGAAGCAACGCUAGUUGACUUUGUUUGUUCAAAGGUUAUGGCUCAUAGUUCACCGCAGAGCAUCUUGGAUGAUGUUGCUAUGGUGCUAGAUGAAGAAGCUGAAGUUUUUAUAGUCAAAAUGUGGAGGUUAUUAAUAUAUGAAACGGAAGCCAAAAAGAUUGGGUUGGUGAAAUAAAGAAUCCCUUUUUGUUUUGGGGGCUCCAUUUCAACUUUUGUUCUGCAUCACUGAAGAACUCUGAAGUUUCUCUGUCUUCAAGAGACAUUUGUGAGACCUGUAUUUUUUAAAUGUAGAAAAUGUGAAUUUUUUUUCAUCUUGUUACACUGAGGUCCCCUCCUUCCCUCACCCUAGCUUCCUUGGUUGUAAUUAUCUGAAUUCUGCAUUGGUGGUUUUUCACUCACCAGGUACAGUUACAGGUAUUGUUUCAUAAACUACUGCAGCUGCUGUACACAGUCUCUGAUAAUUCAUCUUCUAAACUGUUCCUUGUAAAUAUUAAAAAGACCCAUGUUUUAGAAACAUAUGUGCUUACCACAAACCAAAAUAAUUGAAUUUUAUGUAAAUACACCAACCUCUUCUUCCCCUUCUCCAUUUUAAAAUAUUAGAAUAAACUUUAAAAUUCUAAAAAUGGAUGGGAGUCAUUUUGUUGGCACACAGUUUUCAUCUGCAUGGAUAAGAGAUCAUUCCCUUGUUGAACUUUAUAAUAUUUCUAGAGGAAUCUAUAGAAAAACAUGGUGGACUUGCUUCAACUCAGGCAUCCUUGUAAAGCCAUUGAUAAAUUUCCUCCUGCUCAUUACAUGAGGCCUUUUGUUCAGUUACAGUGGUGACAAAAUUUCAUACUCAGUUGUGGUUUUAAUCAAGGAUAACUAGUGCACAAAUUUCUUUAAUUUUAGCUUCCUACUAAAACAAGUCUGACAUCUAAAGUAUUCUUUUUUAUUAUUUAAAAUAAAAUCCAUAGACAGGUUUGGGAAACUUGUGGAUAGAAAACGUUUAAAAAUGUAACUUGAGCACAACAGUUUACAUUGUUAAAAUCAUAUGCUUUCGAACAAUGGAGAAAUUUGUUUUUAUGUAAGUCAUCAAGUCAGUUGUGACUUUCUUUUUGUACUGUAAGCUGUCUGUUGGAUAGAGGAUGAUAUUUCUUGUCCUCUUACUCUGUAUGAGUUUUAUACAUAUGCUGAUGUGGUAUCGAUAACAAUGUACUGUAAACUGCAUUUUUUAAAAUCUACACAAGUAGAAAGGCUGUACGUUAUGGGCCUUCUUGAUUGCAGGAUGAACACUUUCCAAGAAGCAACAAUUCUCACUUUUUAAAAUACUGCUCUUCUGAUAUCUCUUUACCUGAAGGAUACAGGUUGACCUAUUUAGGAGGUGUAACCAUGACACUGAGUUACUGAGGACAUGCAUUAUAAGAAGACAGCUGGAAAAAAAAACUGUUCUUAAUAAAUGGGAUCCUAUAAAUGGUUCCACCAUGUAAAUAUUUCAGAUAUUAAAAAUGUAUAUAUUUGAUCUGGA
Molecule: messenger RNA, 4014 nt
Organism: Lacerta agilis (Sand lizard)
Lineage: Eukaryota; Metazoa; Chordata; Lepidosauria; Squamata; Lacertidae
Gene: RBM25
Product: RNA binding motif protein 25
Exons: 19
Coding region: 169-2685 (838 amino acids)
Biological process (GO): mRNA processing; regulation of alternative mRNA splicing, via spliceosome
Cellular component (GO): spliceosomal complex
Molecular function (GO): mRNA binding
Source: RefSeq, a predicted model, not a curated record